This is a messenger RNA of Nicrophorus vespilloides, 1454 nucleotides long. It is a transcript of the gene Gasz, whose product is annotated as ankyrin repeat, SAM and basic leucine zipper domain-containing protein 1. Gene Ontology annotation, molecular function: protein binding. The record is from RefSeq and is a predicted model, not a curated record. The coding region runs from base 98 to 1435 and encodes 445 amino acids. The transcript is spliced from 6 exons. Lineage: Eukaryota; Metazoa; Arthropoda; Insecta; Coleoptera; Silphidae.
CCAUCAAGUUGGGAUCAGUUUGUUUUCGAAACUAACCUCUACUUGGAUUCGCUAUAUCCAUAUUAUUUGAGUUUUUGCAAUUUUUUCCUGUGACAAAAUGAGACCUGCAGGAUGUUAUACAGAUGAUUCUAGUGAUGAGUUUGAUGAUUGCUAUUACAGUAAUGUUGUAGAAGCACCAAAACCUGAAUUGACUGAAAAAGACAAGCAAGAACAAAUAAGGCAAGAUGUCUAUAGAUUGUCAAGCAUAAAUCACACCGCACCUAUCAUUGAUUAUCUAAAUGAAGGAUUUGAUGUUAAUACUAUACUGCCAGAUGGUUGGACACUGUUGAUUUUUGCUGCUACUUUUGGGAAUUUUUCAUUUACAAAAGAACUUAUUUCUAGAGGGGCAGAUAUCAAGCUGCAUAGAAAUACUGUGACACCAUUAAUGGCAGCAUGUUCAUGUUCUCAUCAGAAUAACCCACAGCAAGAGUCAAUUGAGACUAUUAAAUUGCUUUUGGAUAGUGGGGCAGAUCCCAAUGUUUGUGAUAACAGGAGGGUUACACCUUUGAUGUGCGCUGCAAGUUAUGGGAAUCUUCCAGCAAUCAAAUUGCUUUUGGAUAUCUGCAAAAAGGAUGACAUUGACAAUCAAGGUUGGGAUGCAUUGUUUUGGGCAGUGUGCUCAAACCAUGUAGAAACUUGUCAAUUAUUACUUGAUAAUGGUUUUAAUGGAAAAACGAUUGAUGUUAGGGGAUGCACAUGCUUAGAUUAUGCUAUACAAUAUGAUUUUCACGACAUCAUAAAGGUGCUUCCACAAGCUGAGAAUAAUUAUGAAUAUUACAUUAACGAAAAUAGCCAAUAUAUUUUCCAAGAAGAAUUGUACGAACAAACUUUUCUCAGAGAUGUUAUUUUGAUGUUGAAAUCAUGCGACAGCCCGAAUUUCAUAGAAACCUUCGUAGAUUCCAACAUAAAUUUAAAGCGAUUCCUAACAUUGACGCGCGAGGAUCUAAUCGGUUUCGGUAUUCUUAAACCGUAUCAGCAGGAUAGAAUUUUGGGUGCGCUCUUCAAAUUCCAUAAGUAUCCUUACUUGCCCAAAUCGAUUAACUACCUAAAGAAAGGUGAAGCUCAGACUACGGUGAACGUUGGAAUUUCAAUUAUAACAAGCUUACGUCAUUUAGUAGUAAUGGAAUCAGCCGUUAAAUAUUUAAGAUUAAAUUUGAAAGAUUUAACAAAUACCAAUUUAGUCAAUGAUAUUGAUAGGAUUUGCCGUAAAUUAAAGUCUUUAGAAAGAACGGUGACUGCUUUGGGCAGAAGGAUCCAAACGUGGGAGAAAGACAACGAACAGGUGGACUUCAUUUGCUCAAGAAGUGACAAACGUUGGAAUAGCAGGAAAUGGUUAUUCCUUAGCUUAGCAUUAGCUGCACCUUUGAUGUAUACAAUUAAAAAAGUGUAUUUAUAAAUAAAGAAAUUCGUAUAAA